AUGCGGCCCCCAGCCAUCCUCGCCCUCCUCCUCUCCGCCACGGCACUCGCCCGCCCCAAAAAACCCGCCGGCAUGCCCGGCGGCGUCUAUUUCUGCAACCAGCCCAAGUUCCGCGGCGAGUGCGCCUGGCGUCCCCAGUCCAACUAUUGCUACAUAUCUGGCACCGGCGACGAGGCGCCCGACUCAAUUGGCCCUGAUAAAGGAGGGUAUUGCAUUAUUUAUCAGGAUGAUAAGUGUGGGGAGGAAACGAAGAUAAGGGAAAUUAGGUAUCCGGGGAUUGAGAGGUGGUUGGAGAGGUUUGGGAGUAUACAGUGUUUUGUAGGAGAGGGGAGGGGGGUGUGGGAGCCGGAGAGUUAG
Molecule: messenger RNA, 357 nt
Organism: Trematosphaeria pertusa
Lineage: Eukaryota; Fungi; Ascomycota; Dothideomycetes; Pleosporales; Trematosphaeriaceae
Exons: 1
Coding region: 1-357 (118 amino acids)
Source: RefSeq, a predicted model, not a curated record